Molecule: messenger RNA, 469 nt
Organism: Opisthorchis viverrini
Lineage: Eukaryota; Metazoa; Platyhelminthes; Trematoda; Opisthorchiida; Opisthorchiidae
Exons: 2
Cellular component (GO): ribonucleoprotein complex
Molecular function (GO): RNA binding
Source: RefSeq, a predicted model, not a curated record
AAACUAUUCUCCUGUCUAAGCCAACCGCACCUGUGAAAUGACAACUCAGGUUCACUACCAAAUGGCCAAAUCAGACCUCACCUCUGGCAACAAUGACUGUCUGACAACAGCAAAAAUUCAGGAGGCUUCCCGCACUUUGGAAGAGUCUGAAAGUUACGACCGAAAAAUGCUGCCCAAAAUGGAAAGAACUGCUCUAGAAGAGGAGGAGGUCGGGGUCGGGGAAGACGGGGAGCAACAUGGCGAUAAUCAAACCAACCUCAUUGUGAACUACCUGCCACAAACAAUGACUCAAGAGGAGAUGCGAACCAUGUUUUCCAAGAUUGGGAAACUGACCAGCUGUAAACUGAUUCGGGAUCGGACUUCCGGUCAAAGUCUGGGCUAUGGAUUUGUGAAUUACGUGAAUGCCUCCGACGCCCGGCGCGCCAUCAAAUUGCUCAACCGAAUGCGAGUUCAGAACAAAGUCAUCAAA